Molecule: messenger RNA, 1239 nt
Organism: Oryzias melastigma (Indian medaka)
Lineage: Eukaryota; Metazoa; Chordata; Actinopteri; Beloniformes; Adrianichthyidae
Product: odorant receptor 131-2-like
Exons: 1
Coding region: 316-1239 (307 amino acids)
Biological process (GO): G protein-coupled receptor signaling pathway
Cellular component (GO): membrane
Molecular function (GO): G protein-coupled receptor activity
Source: RefSeq, a predicted model, not a curated record
GUUUAAUCUGAAUAAAGAAGUAUCUAGAGUAUGUAGAUAAUGGUUUCAAUUGGUCUGAUGACAACAAUAGGCUUGGACGGUGUCCCUCCUGUCUUACUGUCACUUCUAUAAAUGGUCAUGCACAACCUUCUCUCAUACGGCCGCACGGAGCUCAGGAGAAGACAGAGACUACCGAUGAGUCCUGGUUUGGUCAUUUUUGACAGUUCAGGUGCUUGACUGAAGAUCAGUUUCAACACAAAGUAAUGAUUUUUAAAAAUAGUUAUGUCUUUUAAAAAAAACGCCCACAUUUUUUCAAGAAAUCAAACAUUUUGAUUUAUGGCACUCAACAGCUCUGCGACCAGCGGAUCUCCUGUGAAAACAAUUACUACUCGAAUUCUGAUUGUUCAGGUGUCAAUAGCAGUUUUUCUUAGCAUUAACUUUUUACUGAUUUCCACAUUUUUCAGGAAGGAUACAUUUUACACGACCAUGCGUUAUAUAUUAUUCGCUGUGACUCUGCUGGCUGACUGUCUGUUUCUAAUCAUGAGCAACGCUUUGCUUGUGUCAGCUUAUUUCAAUUUUACCAUGCAGAUUUGGCUGUGCUGUAUAGUGUAUACUAUUCUGUCUGUGUACGCUCUUGUCACACCUAUCACGCUUACAGUAAUGUCGCUGGAGCGCUACGUGGCCAUCUGCAUGCCCCUGCGGCACGCAGAGCUGUGCACCAUGCGAGGUGCUGUGCAGCUCAUCCUCAUCAUUCACAGCAUCAGUGCUGUUCCCUGCACUGUUAACCUCUCCAUCUUCUCUGCCACAGUGUCUUCAAACUUGUACUCCAAUAGCAGACUGUGUUUUAGGGAGAUGUUUGUUUUGUUUCCCUGGCAGGAUCAUCUGAACUCAGCUAUGAACCAGUUCUACUUCUUGAUCAUGCUCUCCGUCAUCAUUUUCUCCUAUGUUCAGAUCAUGAAAGCAGCCAAAGCGGCUUCGGGAGAGAAUAAAAAGUCCACAUGGAAAGGUCUCAGAACUGUUAUUCUUCAUGCUUUCCAGCUGCUGCUCUGUCUCAUCCAGCUGUGGUGUCCUUUUGUAGAAGAUGCAGUUUAUAAAAUUGAUAUGAGUUUGCAUAGAGAUAUAAGGUACUUUAACUAUGUCACAUUUUCUCUUGCCUCCAGAUGUUUGAGUCCUCUUAUUUAUGGCCUCAGAGAUGAAUUGUUUUUUCAAGCAUUGAAGUCAUAUGCUUUUUGUCGCCUGUAUAGAAAAUCGCCUGUAUAG